Messenger RNA from Rhizoctonia solani, 1581 nucleotides. Its product is annotated as major facilitator superfamily transporter. Bases 1 to 1581 code for a protein of 526 amino acids. Gene Ontology annotation, biological process: transmembrane transport. Gene Ontology annotation, molecular function: transmembrane transporter activity. The record is from RefSeq and is a predicted model, not a curated record. Gene Ontology annotation, cellular component: membrane. Lineage: Eukaryota; Fungi; Basidiomycota; Agaricomycetes; Cantharellales; Ceratobasidiaceae. The transcript is spliced from 9 exons.
AUGAAAUACCCAUCGACCAAAAGCCUGCUCGCCCCCAGCUCAAGAGCCCCAUCCCCCUCUUCUCCCCUCUCUUCCCCUCAUUCUUCAUCUGGGCAUUUGGAAACUUCUACACCCAUUUCGACGAACCCCGAUAUGACUGCUGACGAUUUCAAACCUGGCUCUGAGCCAGCACAUGUCGAAGAUAACGAUAUGUCCAAAGUCGCGUCCAACGAUCCGUUGAGGAAUGUUGACGCUGAGUUUGGAGGGACCGAAGAGCGCAGACGGAUGGAGAGGAAGCUCUUGCGCAAGUUAGAUGCACGUAUGAGUAUCAUGGUCGUCAUCUACAUUUUGAACUACAUCGACAGAAAUAAUGCUGCAGCAGCCAAAUUACGUGGCUUCGAAACUGACUUGGGUCUCAAGGGCAAGGAGUUUGCAACUUUACUGUCAAUCCUCUAUGUCGGAUACAUUUUGAUGCAGGUGCCCAGUAACAUGUUCUUGAACUACAUCGGCAAACCAUCGCUUUACUUGCCAGCAUGCAUGCUCAUUUGGGGUGCAAUUUCUUGCCUAACGGGUAUUACUCACAACUUUGUUGGGGCUCUCCUGACCCGCUUCUUCCUCGGUUUUGUGGAAGCUGCCUUUUUCCCUGGUGCGCUUUUCCUCUUGUCCAAAUGGUACAAGCGUGAGGAGCUUGGUUUGCGAACUGCAAUCCUCUAUUGCGGUAACUUGUCUUCCAAUGCUUUCGGUGGCUUGAUUGCAGCUGGUAUUCUUGAUGGAAUGCAAGGCAAGCUUGGCCAUGCUGCGUGGCGCUGGCUGUUCUUUAUCGAGGGUGCGGUUACCAUGGCUGUCGCCAUCCUUGCUAUUUUCAUCUUGCCCGAUUUUCCAAGCACCACUAAGUGGUUGAGCCCCAUGGAGAGGCGUCUGGCUCAAGACGCUGGUGGUGAAGCAGACCACGAUACCAAAGAGGAAGGCGCAUUCCACGGUUUGAUUCUUGCCGUUAAGGACUGGAAGGUCUGGUGGCUAGCGCUCGCUCUUACCGCGCAAGUCGUUGGCUUGAGUUUCAAUGCCUACUUCCCUACCCUCACCGCGACUCUGGGAUACAACCACCGGCGAGCGCUUCUGGCACGUUUCGUUCCUCUUUUUGUUGGUAUCAUCGGGUUUGUUAUUGCCGAGGCGACUAUGAACACUGCAGGGCGAUAUAUUGCGCUCUUCUUGAUGGCACAAUCCUAUGCCGGAUUCAUCGUCUUCUUUUCUUGGUGCUCUAACUCGCUCCCCCGCCCACCCUCUAAGCGUGCUGUUGCACUCGCCCUAAUCAACGCGUUCUCACAACUUGGGAAUGUCGCGGGUUCGUACGUAUGGCCGAAUGAAUGGGGGACAACCUACCGCAACUCCUACGCAAUCUGCAUUGCAUGCUUCGGAUGUGCCAUUGCUAUGUGCUUUGCAUUUAGGCAGCACCUCAUUACUCUGAACCAUCGCUUGGACAAUGGUGAAGAAGUCGAGGGAAUGCAAGAGCGCCGAGACGCUCUGGAGGAGGCCGCUGAAUUGGAGGGUGUGACCGUUGAAGAAGUCAGGCAGAGACGCAAGGGCUUCCGCUUUGCCUACUAA